Messenger RNA from Grus americana (Whooping crane), 5052 nucleotides. RefSeq names its product carnosine N-methyltransferase 1 (gene CARNMT1). The record is from RefSeq and is a predicted model, not a curated record. NCBI's taxonomy places the organism in Eukaryota, Metazoa, Chordata, Aves, Gruiformes, Gruidae. Gene Ontology annotation, molecular function: S-adenosylmethionine-dependent methyltransferase activity. The coding region runs from base 1241 to 2233 and encodes 330 amino acids. The transcript is spliced from 8 exons.
UAGUUAAAAAGAAUUUAAUUGGAAACAUCUGUAUGAGUAACGCAAUAACACACUUUCAGAUGACUCCAGACUAAAGUUCUUGUCUUCUGGAGAAAUAGGGUCUUAACUUCAUUCUUCGUGUGUAGUUCUGAUUUCAGUGAAUUACUCAUGCUGCUAGAGGGUUGCACUGCAACAUGAAAGGGUAGAGUAUUAUGGUUCAGAGAUUUUUUCUUGCAAAACUCAAGAAGAUGAUACUAAGGCAAGCUGAUGUGCUAUAUAUAGAGGAUCAGUUUAUUUGUCUUAGUGUUCUUUCUCUGUUUUUCGUUCUUAAAUGAAAUUUUAAAGCAAUGCAGCUGUUGCAGUGAACAUGCCCUCCUCAGUAGCACAUAUGUAAUGUUGGAGAUACUAACUAGUCAGAUUUCCAGGCUGAGGUGUUUUGCAACUGAAACUGUAGCAAUUGCACCUUACUCUCUCUGAUGGCUAGUUUUCAACUCUGUGCUUCUGUAUGCUGACACGAGAGUUUGAGAAAUUGCAGUAUGACUUGACAUGAUAAAAUGAUUCACUGCUGCCAAAAGAGGCAGUAUCCCUUGUUCUGGCUUUACGACCUCUCUCUCUCUAGAGUCCUUAUGACUGCUCAGCCAGCUUGACUUACUAAACUGACAGAAAUCAAAUCUAGCAAAAUCUAUACAGGUUUCUUAAGGGUUAGCAAGUUAAAUGAGCUUUGUGGCAGGCCUGGCAAGUGUUAGAACAAGAUGGAGGGCAGAAGUGUUCUGCGUGAGGGGGGGAAGAAAGAGGAAAGAAAAAAAACAGACCUCUUUCUCUUGGCAGUAGGUUCACCUUUUUAAUGGAACUUUUAUUUUGGGGAAGUCAAAGAGUUAUUUUUAGCUUGGAUCAGUUACAUGAUCAAAUUCAUAGUACUCAUCAUGGAGGGGAAUAUGCUGUUAAAAGAAGGUAGCUUAAUAUCUGACUGUGGCUGCCAGAACUCUGGUAUGGUCCAGCUGUGACUUUUACGGUUUUCGAGGAUCCCUAUUCCCACUCCAGAUCUCAUUAUUUCUGUAUGAAAUACAGCAUUCAGCUAUUCAUUAAUUUUAAAUUGGAUUUGUGAAACAGUGUGGCUGGUUUUGAUGGGUUUGGAGGUUGCUUGUUCAUUAAAUUUUGUAGAUGCAUGUAUUAAGGGAGUGCUCACCUGUGCUGGAAAAGAGUGGCUGAUGAUGAAACUGCAAGAAGAAAACAAUGGUCCUCUUAAAAAGAGUGAACGAAUAUGCAUGAACGAGUGAACAGAACAGAGAGGCAGUUUAAAUCUCUCCCAGCUAACCAACAGAGUCUUCUUCCUCAAUUCCUUCCUCACCUUGACAAGAUUCGGAAGUGCAUUGAUCAUAAUCAAGAGAUACUACAGACCAUUGUGAAUGACUGCGUUCAUAUGUUUGAAAAUAAAGAAUAUGGAGAAGACGGAAGAGGAAACAUUACACCAGCUUCAACAUUUGACAUGGAUAAAUUAAAAUCCACUUUGAAACAAUUUGUGAGAGACUGGAGCGAAGAGGGAAAGCCUGAGAGAGAUGCCUGCUACCAGCCAAUCAUUAAUGAAAUUGUAAAGAACUUUCCAAAAGAAAGAUGGGAUUUCUCCAAAGUUAAUAUCCUGGUACCUGGUGCUGGGCUAGGUAGAUUGGCGUGGGAAAUAGCUAUGCUCGGUUAUGCUUGCCAAGGAAAUGAAUGGAGCCUCUUUAUGCUCUUUUCUUCUAACUUUGUACUCAACAGAUGCUCUCAAAUUAACUCAUGUAAGCUUUAUCCCUGGAUUCAUCAGUUUAGCAAUAACAGAAGAUCUGCUGAUCAGAUACGUCCAAUUUACUUCCCUGAUGUUGAUCCUCACAGUCUUCCUUCUGGUUCAAACUUCUCUAUGACAGCAGGGGAUUUUCAAGAAAUUUAUUCUGAGUGCAAUACAUGGGACUGCAUAGCCACUUGCUUUUUCAUAGAUACAGCACAUAACGUCAUUGAUUACAUUGAUACUAUAUGGAAAAUACUAAAGCCUGGAGGAAUAUGGAUAAAUGUAGGUCCUCUCCUUUACCACUUUGAAAACUUGGGAAAUGAACUUUCUAUAGAAUUAAGCUAUGAGGAUAUAAAAAAUGUUAUACUGCAAUAUGGAUUCCAUAUAGAGGUGGAGAAAGAAUCUGUACUGUCAACUUACACUGUGAAUGAACUCUCCAUGAUGAAAUACUACUAUGAAUGUGUGUUGUUUGUGGUUAGAAAACCAGAAUAGAAGUGGUCUGAACAGGUUAAUCAGAAAAAAAAAAAAGUUGGCUUGAAAGCUAGAAGUUGGAAUAAAGUGGACUGGGUGGUAUCUGGAAACAACCUCAAAUCAGUGGUGCCUUCUUAUUCCUAACAGGAUUUAGAUAGUGUCUAUUUUCUUAAUAUCUCUAUUGCUAUCCAGACAUGUAUUAUGCCGUUCAUAUUUGUAAUAUACUUAUGAAAGUGGAGGAGGAAACAUUCACAUACACUGUCUUUGUGCUUUGGAAUGCAUUAAAAAUAAAAGCAAAAACAUUUCCUUGAGAAUAAAUUUUAAUGUUUGCCAUAACCAGGCUAAUUCUCUGCAUAUGCUGCCUCAUUUUUUCAUAGUUUUAUAAUGAUUUUCUUUUUUCUACUUUCUGAUGUUAGGAAUCCAUAGAGGUGCUUACUGUACUACCUGUGUCACAUUUAGAGAAGUAUUGCUAAACUUAAAUUAUGAAGUCUGAAAUGGUUGGAAAGUGAUAAAAUUAUUCUUGAGCAAUACAAUAGCCAUGAGAACCAUUACAGCAUUUUCUGUGGAACCGAAACGAAGUAGAUUAUUAUGCAAAUUCUAAUCUUUGACUGUACUACUGUUAACAAUUUAAUCAAAACAGAGAACCUAUAGGCAAGUUGAAGUACUAUGUGAAAGCAGAGUAUCAAGUGAAGAAAAAGCAGCAUGUUACAGAGAAGCUGUAUGUUAACCUCAGUUCAAGAAUAACACCAAUUUUCAUUAAUCUCUCAGUGUUGAAACAAAUACAUUAGAUGCUUUGCCAUCUUAAAAUACAUUGAUUUUGAGUCACCUACUUACUGCUUAAGCCAAAACAGUGAAGCAGUAGUUUUUGUUAACUAUAAUUAACAGAAAGUCCUGUUAUACCUUGAGCUCUUUUUUUAAAGUUGAUAACAUAGCCGAGUUAUGCAUGCCAUGUGUAGGUAGUGCAACAGAAAAAAUCCCUGUUUCUCACGGGAGGGAAAAAAAUUACAUAUAAAGAAUAGGUGCUGUAACCUAAUCAUGUCUACUUGAAUCAGCAUAUGCAGCCCCAUUGGUAGACAAAUUCCUCGUAACUUCAGGCACUUUAACCUUGUGACUUAGUGACUUCUUGGUUCCUUAUCCUAAUGGCUUUUUUUCCUUGCAGACAUGGCUUAGGUGAACAUUUAAUAUACCAAUUGUGAUACUACACAAGAGGUUGCAUCUUCUGUCACUUAGAAGUUACAUUCAUGAGGAAAAAAUUAAUAAUCAUUGUGCUGAAAGGAAGUGUCAUGUUAGCUAUUCUGUUUUCUUAAUAUAUUGGUUACCUUAAUUAAGUACCAUUUUCAUCCAUUUUCAAAAAUUUCUUUAUAAAAACAUUAUUAUAAAGGAUCAAGGGGUUUUUCAUAUUUGGUCAAAAUGGCACUGGACAAUAGCUUGUUUGUUUCCCAUUAUUUCUAGUCCCUUUUUUCAUGGUGAUGUCCUAAUCGCAUCUCUUCAAUUGAUCUGUUACUGGCUUUUGGAUUUUUGCCAUUAAGGCCAGAACUUUGUGCCUUUAUUCCUAAAUAGAAAGUCUGCAAGGAGGGAAAACAAACUUUUGUUUUAAGAGUUUCAACACUGUGUAAGGGAAUAUGAGCCUGGGUAUGUUUCAGUACUGUGCCCCUUUCUGCUCAGAAUCCUUACGGAGAAUAAAGGCUUCUGAAUUACAGAAGUUUUAAAUUAGAGUUUUGUUUAAGCUAGUCUUAUUUGAACUCUUUCUUCUUCCUAAAAGUGAACCACCAACAUUUAUCUCCAUAAAUGAACUGUAAAGUUCUAUGCUGCUACAAGAAAAAUGUGUUUAAAACUGAAACACUGCUACUGCAACAAGUAGAUUCAAAAAAAGCCGCUGCACACCUAAAAAUAAAAAAGUUGCUUUAAUUUCCUUAUUGUACUAUUUACUUUAUUUUUUGAGGGACUUUGUGAUUAUGGGGGUUUUUUUAGCUUUCAUUCUGAUUUUUUCCCCUUAGAUAGAAUAUGGUAAUUAUUUUACCUGAUUUUUCCAAGCUCCUUGAAAUAAGACAAUAUUAGGUGAAUAUCGAUUGUGCAGUUGCUGAGAAGUAUAUAUACCUGUAAUAUUGCCCAAUUUCUGCCUCCUGCCCAGUCUGUAGGUACACUUGAAGUGUGGUGUUCUUGUUUUUCACAAAUAGGUGAUUGAAUGUCAAUAUCCUCUGUUCUGAUGGUUUUGUUCUCUGCCACCCCACAUCGUCACAAGUGCCAUUUUUUGUGUUCUUUUUGGAAAACACAUUUUUGUUUACUUAGGUAUAUAGUGAUGUGCUUCUAUUUCUAAUGUAGAAAAUGCCAGUUUUCCCCUUUUAAACGAUAAGAGUUGCAUUAAGAGUUGGAAGCAGAAUAAUCUUGUGAAUAAGCUGUAUGAGUUAGUAGUGGUUUAGCCGCACUCCUAUUUGAGUUCUUAAAAUUCAUCACUUGUAUUUUUAUGCACAGGGAUAAUUGUGUAUUACUGAAUGUGUUCACAUUCUUUAUUCAAUUGUAUACACGGGGGAGGGUGGGAAUGCUUACUUAAGGUCUUUCUCAGCUGAAGCCAAGACUGUUUAAUUUAGGUCACUAUUAAACUGUACGUGGUAUCAGGUGUAAAAUAAAAUGCUGCAUAAUCUUCAGUGUAAUACUUCUUUAUAUGGAAUAAGUUUGACAAAUGUAAAGCGUCCUGUAUUUUAUUUAUAUGUAGUGCACUCAGAAAUCGGUUAUGAAGGUAAGAAGGGAAGUUUCGUGUCGCGGCGUGAACUUGCCGCUAUUUUCAGUGUGUGUAAUGGAUUUGAUUUUUCUUGGGUAUUAAAGUUUGCGGUAUGGCCUGA